Molecule: messenger RNA, 1275 nt
Organism: Dermatophagoides pteronyssinus (European house dust mite)
Lineage: Eukaryota; Metazoa; Arthropoda; Arachnida; Sarcoptiformes; Pyroglyphidae
Source: RefSeq, a predicted model, not a curated record
AUUGACUUUUUUCAUUGCUAUAUAUUCUAAUUACAAUUCCUUUCAAUUUUAAAAUUAUUGUCGCGAUUGUUUUGAUACUGUACGAAAUUUUGAAAUAAACCGAAAAUCCACAAACGAACAAAAUGAAAUUUACGGUAUCAUUAUUGUUGAUUCUAACAUUGAACUUGGCUAGUAUUUUGGUUGAAGCAAAUCCACGAUUUAAACGAGAUAAUCGAGACGAUGUCUUGAGACAAGCCGAUGAACUAAUAAAAAAAGGCGAUCAUGUAAUGGAAUUGUUGCCCGAUUCUGAAUUAAAAGAUGAAAUUGCAGCCAAACUGGCUCAUAUGAAACAUUACAAAGAGGAGUUAGAAAAUGCACAUAACCCGAUCAAAAUUGCUCAUUUAGAAUUAGAAUUGUUGACAAUGUUCAAGAAAUUUAAAUCAUUAUUGAACCGAGCUGAUGAAAUCAUCAAAUCUAUGACAACAUCAACAACACCAUCAACAACAUCAACAACACCCGAACCAACAACGCCAUCAACAACAUCAACAACACCCGAACCAACAACGCUUUCAACAACAUCAACAACACCCGAACCAACAACCAUAUCAACAAUAUCAACAACCCCAUCAACCCCAUCAACAACCCCAUCAACCCAAGGACCAACAUCAUCAACCCAAGGGCCAACAUCAUCAACCCAAGGGCCAACAUCAUCAACCCAAGGGCCAACAUCAUCAACCCAAGGGCCAACAUCAUCAACCAAGGGCCANCCAUCAACAACAUCAACAACACCCGAACCAACAACCCCAUCAACAACAUCAACAACACCCGAACCAACAACCCCAUCAACCCCAUCAACAACCCCAUCAACCCCAUCAACAACACCAUCAACAACGCCAUCAACACCAUCAACAACACCCGAACCAACAACCCCAUCAACAACAUCAACAACACCCGAACCAACAAGAUCAACAUCAUCAACCCAAGGACCAACAUCAUCAACCCAAGGAUCAACAUCAUCAACCCAAGGACCAACAUCAUCAACCCAAGGGCCAACAUCAUCAACCCAAGGGCCAACAUCAUCAACCCAAGGGCCAACAUCAUCAACCCAAGGGCCAACAUCAUCAACCCAAGGGCCAACAUCAUCAACCCAAGGGCCAACAUCAUCAACCCAAGGGCCAACAUCAUCAACAUCCGUACCAGUAACAUCUCAUUCCAGUUGGUUCAAUAGAAUUUUAACCAGUUUUGAUUUUUUUUAAACAAUUCAAUUAAAUUGUUCUAAAAUUGGUCUAAAAUUAA